AUGGCUGUCCCCAACCCCACUUCAAAUCAGCCCCAGCACGACGAGGAGGAUAUCGACGUACAUGGUGUGGACAAUACGAUAGACGCCGAUGAGGCAGAAGAGAUUCUGGAAGAUGAUGGCGAUGUACCCAUGGACUCGGACGACGAUGACGAGGGAGGACGCCAGGAGGCCGAGAUGGAAAUCAAUCUACAGAACGACUCGAUUGCGCAUUUUGAUCAGCACAAGGACAGCAUCUUCUGCAUAGCGCAGCACCCCGUAAACCGCGAUAUCAUCGCCACAGGAGGCGGCGACGAUGUAGGCUACAUCAUUGAUGUGUCGGCAGCAGCGGCAGCGCAACCGAGCAGCGACGGCCAACCCACCGAGCGCGAAGGACUAAAGAGCAUAUUCACACUAGACGGACACACGGACUCAGUCAAUGCUAUCGCCUUUACUGCGCCCAAAGGCCAGUUUGUGGCUACUGCAGGUCUAGAUGGCAAGCUGCGCGCGUGGCAGGGAGUGCCUGACGGCAAGAAAUGGAAGUUCCUGGCCGAAGCACAAGAGGUGGAGGAAAUCAACUGGCUCGUCUCAAACCCUUCGCCCGACCACCCCAACGUGGUCGCGCUCGGAGCCAACGAUGGUUCAGUGUGGGUGUACCAGAUCAGCACAGACAAGGGCAACGAGCUACAGGUCCUGCAAGCGUAUUACCUUCACACCGAGUCGUGCACAGCCGGUGCAUGGUCGCCUGAUGGCUCAUUUCUUGCGACCAUCUCUGAAGACUCGAGUCUAUAUGUGUGGGACGUGUUUGGCGAUGCAGCGUCACAAGGUCUGACUGCGACAACCGACUCGCAAGCCGUUGUCGGUCUCACAGGCAACGACGAGCGCUUCCGCGUCGAGGGCGGUCUCUACUCUGUUGGCAUCGCGCCCUCAGGUGCAUUCGUAGCUGUUGGUGGUCCUGAAGGUCAGAUUCGCAUCGUUGGUCUGCCCCGUCUUUCUCUCGCUGGAGCGGCACAAGCAUCAACAUCAUCUGGUGGAGGAGGCGCAAAGAACAAAGCUGGAGGUGGCAAGCAAGCCGGGGCCAAAGGAGGCGCAUCAUCAGCAGGUCAGGCUGGACAAAUCCUGGCUAGUUUGCAGGCAGGAAGUGACAACGUUGAAUGUCUGAGCUUCUCUACGGCACCACUUACGCUCAUGGCUGCCGGUAACGUGGACGGCUCCAUUACUCUCUUUGAUACCGCACAUCGCUUUGCGGUUCGAAGGCGGAUAGAAGAUGCGCAUGCAGACGAAGAGUCGCCGCAAGCCGUUGUCAAGCUGGAGUUUGUUGCAAAGGAAGGACCGGGAGGAUGGUUGUUGACGAGCGCGGGAUACGAUGGUGUUUUGAGGCGCUGGGAUACACGGGGUGGAACUGCCGCGGCUGGCAAGGGUCUGGUGGGCGAAUGGAGGGGACACAGGGGUGGAGGUGAGGGGGGUGGUAUAAUGGCUUUUGUUCAAGGAGACGGCGAGGCGGUUGUCACAGCUGGUGAUGACCAUGUCGCACUCGUCUUCAAGACGCCUCUCUCUGGAUGA
Bipolaris zeicola 26-R-13 is the source of this 1539-nucleotide messenger RNA. RefSeq lists its product as uncharacterized. Lineage: Eukaryota; Fungi; Ascomycota; Dothideomycetes; Pleosporales; Pleosporaceae. The record is from RefSeq and is a predicted model, not a curated record. The transcript has a single exon. Bases 1 to 1539 code for a protein of 512 amino acids. Gene Ontology annotation, molecular function: protein binding.